This is a messenger RNA of Anisakis simplex (herring worm), 1530 nucleotides long. NCBI's taxonomy places the organism in Eukaryota, Metazoa, Nematoda, Chromadorea, Rhabditida, Anisakidae. The record is from the annotation of a GenBank genome assembly.
AUGUUUUGGCGAUGCGUUUUAGUGGUAUUGACAUUCACGAGUACAACGUCAGCUCUGCUCGGCUCCAUGAAGAACGUCACCGUCAGAGGGCACCUGGUGUGCGGUACACGAAAUUAUGCGCACGGAAAGCACUGUACGUAUACGGAUCGAUAUCGUGUACCGAAAGAAAGUGUGGGCAAGACGUACGAGUUUCGCGAACUGAAACUCGAUCAGCCAACCCAAAAACUACAAAGAAAAAUGUACAAAUUGACAUUACUGGCCGCAAUUGUGGCGUUUGCCGAGGCUGGAUGGAUAGGUACCAUGCAACAUGUGACGGUGAAAGGACAACUUGCGUGUGGCCAAAAAUCGGUUAAAAACGUUAAAGUGGAAUUAUGGGAGGAGGAUUCAUUUGGACCAGAUGAUCUUCUGAAUACAACGACGUCGGACAAUAAGGGUUACUUCAGCAUUUAUGGCCAAGAGAAAGAAAUCUCCGUCGAGCCUUACCUAAUUGUUUAUCAUAACUGUGAUGGCGGUAUUAUCAACGAGAAAUGUGAAGUAACCGAUGAAUUCACUGUUCCGAAGGAUAAAAUCGAUGGUAUUUAUGAGAUGGGUAUAAAAGUCUGGCAGUACUGUAUCGAUGAAAGCGUGAUGUUUUUGAACGAGAUAUUGCUCGCUGAGUUCAGGGAAUCGGUUAUAGUUUGUCUUGAAAGACGAUUCAUGAAAUGGAAUUUGUUCAUGAUGAAGGAACUAUUCGGAAUUUUCUUCAUUUUACUGCUGACGUUGAUUGGUGUCAAUGCUCUUGGCAGCUUCAAAAACGUUACAGUAACGGGACAACUCGGAUGUGGUGAUCGUUCAGCUGCGGACGUUACAGUUGAGCUUUGGGAGAAAGAUACGGCAGAUCCAGAUGAUCUACUGAAUACGACAAAGUCAGGUCCGAAAGGAUAUUUCCGUAUUUAUGGGCAGGAGAAUGAGAUCGGUAACAUUGAGCCGUAUCUGAAAAUAAUACACCACUGUGUUAAUGGCGUCAUAGAUCCGAAAUGCACAGUCUCAGAUGAAUACGACAUCCUGAAGGAACACAUCGGUAGAACCUACGAUAUGGGUAUCGUGAGUCUGAAUAUCGAAAAGAGGCACCAUAAGAAACGCAACAUGCUUCAGCAGGCGUUGUUUCUUUCACUGGCAGUAGUCACUGUGAACGCACUCGGAAGCGUGAAAAACAUUACCGUAACGGGACAAUGUGCUUGCAGCUCGAAAGCUGUAAACGAUGCAAAAAUCGAGUUGUGGGAACAUGAUACAGCCGAUCCGGAUGACCUUUUGAAUACAACGAAACCGGUGCAGAAGGGUAGAUUCGAGGUGUAUGGCGAACAAAGCGAAAUCGGUAACAUUGAGCCAUAUCUUCUGAUCACGCACAGCUGUGAUAACGGACAAAUCAAUCCGAAAUGCACAAUUACCGAUCGCUACAAUAUCCCAAAAGAACACAUCGGAGGUACCUAUAAGAUGGGUAUUGUUAGUCUGAAUAUUGGUAAAAAAGGAAGAAAGAAGAACUGUGUUUAA